AUGAACCCCGUAAUUCACCUCAAUAAUUCAAAAUGGGUGUCAUCAACUUGCCAUAAAUACAUUUAUGUAGACGAUAUAUAUUAUCUUAUCAGGUGAUUACAAAUAGAAAAAAAAUCAUAUACGUGUAUUGAGGCAAUCCACGCUGUGGUAAGUAAAUAUCUUUGUUACCAGAAUUUAUGGUAUAACUUUUGAGUAUUACAGAUCCCUAAAAAUAGAUCUUAGUUGUAAGACGAGCACUCUUUAUCGGUUCAUACGUCAAGUUUUAAUUUUUAUUGCGCUGAUUGUUUUGAUAAACGCUAGUAAAGAAAAUUUAAAGGACAAUAUGUUCUAUAGUCCACGAAUUUCAUGUCAGAUGCACUAUGCGAUUUAACAUAAAACAGAUUAAAACAAGGUUUUAGUUGUUAUAUGCUGCAAUGGAAGUUUCGUGUUUGGUGAGUGAUAUUCUUGACUGUAUAGGGUACAAUGAAGAGAUUAUAAGCACAAGAAGAAAAUACUGGCAAAACUAUAUGCGUGUAUUUAAUUCAGUACAACAAGAAUUAAGUGUGGUAGUCGCAGGUAGUAAGGCUGAAGGAAUUACAUCUCUUUAUGAAAGCGACACCGAUCAAAUGCUCCUGUUUAAUGAUGCAAUAUGUGCAAAUGACAUACAACACUUGCCUCCUGUAUCAGAUUUUACAACCUUACAUGCUGAUACACGAGAAACGCCACCAGGGUAUACCAGGCUAAAGAUGAUAAGUUGCCUUGGAGAAGAUUCAAAAAGAUUCCUCCAAGAAAGUUCAUUUAAGUCGGGGUCGAACAAGUUCAUAUCAAGUUCUUUAUUCUUAUCCAGCAUCAUGCGGGAAACAAGGACUACAGAUUAUUGUAAUGAUAUAAUUCAAAUUGGUGAGCUAUCCGGUCCAGCAGUUUCCAGAAAGGUAAUGCAGCAUUUGUCAUAUGACCAGGUUGUAGCAUUUCCAUGUUAUUGUCCAAAGAUACUUCAGACAUGGAAAAGAAGAAGACGUCUAUAUAGUUGGCCACCAGUAGACGUACGAGAGGCUGCAGCUUCUAUGCCAGCACAAGUGGUCCCUGUAGGAAGCAAGCUGAGUGAUGACCAAGGGCGAGAAUGGAGGUUCUGUUUCAUACUAUCAGAACUGGAACUGACAUGUAGUUUGAAUGAAACACAAAUCAAACUAUAUAUCCUUUUAAAGAUGGUCGCGAAAGACAUAUUGAAGAAUGUCAGCAAAGGAAUAUCGUCCUAUAUGAUGAAAAAUGUUACAUUCUGGAUGUCAGAAUUACUUCCAAAAGAACUGUUUAGAAAGGAAAAUCUGAUAAACUUACUUUUCCUGUCAUUGGUGUUCUUGAAAAAAUGUGUCUCCUACUCAAACGGGUUACCAUACUAUAUGAUCCCAGGGAGGAAUCUUCUUGCAGAGAAACUUACACCUGACAGCAGACAACCAUUGUGUGACUUGAUCGGAACGUUGAUAGCUGAAGGACCACGCUUCAUUCUUUUGAGAUGUAACAAACUACGAGCAGCUUCAGGAGUCCUUAUUUCUUCUCCGACUUCGUUAAAAAUUGACGGAAGGCGACGAAAUAUGAUAGAAAAACUUAUUUAUUUACAAAUCAUCCUAUCAAUGAAUAUGAAAGAUGAAUCCCUUAUCUCUGCUGUAGUCUUAGAAAGGAUGGACUUACUUGAAUGGGAAGAAAUAGUAAAUAAUUGCACCCAUGAAGAAAAUUUUGCGUUGAAGCUUGAGGAGAAAAUCAGUUCGAUACUUUCAUAAAUGAAAAUUACAAACAAUAUAAUUAUGUAUUAGAAAGAUCAUCGAAAGUCAAAGCUAUCUGAUUGGUACAAGGGGUCGAGUGUUUCGAUGUUCCGUAUCUUUUGUAUCACAUGCAAAAAUAAAAUCAUUUCCUGUCGCCCCAGAAAAAAGUUACCAAUGUGCGAGCAUUUGAAUAUCAUUUUUCUAUCGUUAUCUCAUUUCCCUGUCAUCAAAAUACGUAAACCCCAGAAAAGCGAGACAAUGGGCCAAUCAACGAGCAUGCUCUAGACAGCUAGUGAGUGCGUGUAACUGUGCAUGUAAUGGUAUACGAUUUAAUCUGACAUAUUUCAAAAAUUAAGUCUCCAAACUGUGAUACAAGAAUCAUAUAUCAUAUUGCUUUGUACAUAGCUAUCGAAAAGUCAAGACUAUAGUAAAGUCAUGUCUAUAAAAAGAAAAAAGAAAAGAAGAACUCUGACUGAACUUAAGUCCAAAUCCACCGUAAAAAAUUAUUUAGUAUGUUUUUAAACCGCCUUAUAUCUAUGUAUAUAACUCAACAAGUUUGUUUUGUGACAUUUAUUAUCAUGUUAAAACUCUAAUAAGAUUAUUCAUUGACUUUAUAGUUCAAUCUAAAUUCCUCGAUAAAUGACGUGUGGUUUUGGUAUCUAUUUUAAACACUGACUUCAUGUCACGCUGUAAAAACAUAAUGUAUAUAUAUAUAUAUAGUUAUUCCAAAAGAUAUCGCUUUCUACGUAGUCAUUUUAUGCUGUAAAACUGUAUGUCUUCACCCGACAUUCGUUCGGACUAGUUGAUUGUGUCGCUUAUAAGAGUUGGUGGGUAAUGAGAAUUGUCGGAUAAGGCAAGUUUUGAACAUUGCAGCUAUUAUUUUGAAUAUUCUCUCGUAUUUACAUGAAGAGCUUUAAUA
Molecule: messenger RNA, 2655 nt
Organism: Ruditapes philippinarum (Manila clam)
Lineage: Eukaryota; Metazoa; Mollusca; Bivalvia; Venerida; Veneridae
Exons: 2
Coding region: 414-1754 (446 amino acids)
Source: RefSeq, a predicted model, not a curated record